AGGUGACUGAACUUGAAGCCAGUGAAGGUGGUGCGCUUUGCACGGCAAAACUUUCAAGCUUCUCCUGCUGCCACCCGGGCUGGAUUGACACAAGUGGAAUGGGAUACUCCGUCCUUAAGCACGAGAUGUUUCUGAGUGUCAGUUCCGUUGUCAAAACCAGCUGAGCUCCUCCGUUGUGCAGCGCUGUUCUUGACAUUUGCUUCUGCUUUUGCUUGCGCCUAAUACCGGUAGGCUUUUACCACCUCCAAGAAGGGAGAGGGAAGGAAACAUCGUCAGCUCCGUACAUAUCUGCAUCAGGAUGGCUGCAAAGAUUGGCCUCCUUAUGGCCUUGGCUCUUACCUGCAUCGUCUUGUUGGGCGGAGUUGCUGAGGGCAGGCACAUGGUUGGACCAGGAUUCCGCCCUGCGACCAUCCAAUCAGCGCCCCUAGAGGGCACUGAGCUCUGCGAGGCGUGUGAGACGCUGAUCCUGGAGGCUCAGGUGGUUCUGACAGACCCCGACAACAUCAACGCUGUGGUGUCGCUUGCUGAAAGUCAGCUCUGCCUCAAGCUCGUCGAUCCCCAGCUCGUGUCCAAGUGCCGCGAACUAGUGGAGGAGUACAUUCCCGCGCUCUUCCAGAUCAUGGCCACAGAGAUCACCCCCGCUAAAGUCUGCGGCGCUGUAUGCCCGGUGCCCCCCCUCUUUGCGCUUGCCAAGCACGUGCUGGCGGGCAAGGAGGAGUGCCAGCUGUGCCAAUACGCCGCCACCUCGCUCAUCGCAUACCUCGCCUCGAACCAGACUCAGGUCCAGAUUAUGACGGUCGCACAUACGGCCUGCUUGCAUGUGAAGAAGCCGGAACUUAGGGCGCAGUGCGACACCGCCGUCGACGAGUACGUGCCGCAGCUGUUGGCGGUCAUGCAGACAAUCACCCCCGCGGAGCUGUGCCACAUCUUGUCGUUCUGCCCCUUCGAGCUGGGCGGUCCCGUUGCGAACAAGGACGAGUGCCUCAUGUGCCAUUUCCUGGUGCUCGAGCUCAGGUUCAAGCUGGAGCAGCCCGAGACGCAGGCGAAGGUGAUUCAGUUCCUGGAGGAGACCUGCAACCGCAUGCCCAACCUGGCUGCGCAGUGCACCGAGUCGAUUGCAGAGUACGCUCCUGUCAUCUUCCAGAGUCUUGACGCGGUAAUGGACCCUAGGCUGAUUUGCAAGAAGCUUCAUGUGUGCCCGCGAGCAGUUUCGUUGCAGGAGGCAAUUGGCCGCGUGUAGGCACUCGAUUAAUGCUAAGUGCUUUGUAAGAUAGGGACAAUUGCUAUUUUGAUGGAGCUGAUAUUCUGUAGCAUAAUCUAGUGAUUUUUCAAUUAUCAUGAGAGGCAGUAGGUGGUGGUCAUUGAAUGCUUCUUUGCUGCGCACUCUCAGACACGUAUAAGGUGUAGUCCUAUUGUUUCUUUUCAUUGGGAUGUUGGGAUUUUAAGCAUUGACUUUGACAUAAGGCGUUCCUCCGCUGGCACGGUCCUCAGUCGACGUGGAGCCUGAGCCCCCUGCAUAACCGAUCGAGGCCACCUAAAACAACACAACCCCUCCGAAUUUGUUUGGAAUCAGUACAUAAAAGGUCAACGUACAUGCAUC
Molecule: messenger RNA, 1600 nt
Organism: Klebsormidium nitens
Lineage: Eukaryota; Viridiplantae; Streptophyta; Klebsormidiophyceae; Klebsormidiales; Klebsormidiaceae
Source: the annotation of a GenBank genome assembly